AUGGAAAGAGAAGACUCCAAGAUCUCCCUUUCCACAGCCUCUGAUCCAGACUUGCCUCAUCUUAACAGCUCGCAGCACGUGCACAUGACCAAGAUUGCAGAGAAGCCGGUAACGAAACGUCAAGCCACCGCUACUUGUGUGGUGCAAUUCUCCAACCCGCGGCCGUGGGAAAUCCUACGAGAGGGCCGUGGUACAAAGAAGGGAGACGUCUUCAGUGUCGCCCGGAUCGCCGGCAUUAUGGCUGCCAAGAAAACCCCGGAUCUGGUCCCCCUCUGUCACCCAGGGAUUGGCAUCACUGGCGUCGAGGUGGACGUGAAGCUACUGGACCCUGAUGCUGCGGCAGCGCGUGCAUCGGACGGCUCAAUGGGUCAUGGGGCAAUGCACGUCACGGCUACCGUGAGCUGCCUGGGACGAACGGGGGUCGAGAUGGAAGCGAUGACUGCUACGAUGGGAGCUGCCCUGACAGUGUACGAUAUGCUAAAAGCGGUGGAUAAGGGCAUGGUGAUCGGUGGCGUAAAGUUAUUGGAGAAGAAGGGGGGUAAAAGUGGGCAUUGGGUUCGCCACGAAGUGGUCCAAGACACUGGAGAAACUGAAUGA
Aspergillus aculeatinus CBS 121060 is the source of this 597-nucleotide messenger RNA. RefSeq names its product cyclic pyranopterin monophosphate synthase. The record is from RefSeq and is a predicted model, not a curated record. NCBI's taxonomy places the organism in Eukaryota, Fungi, Ascomycota, Eurotiomycetes, Eurotiales, Aspergillaceae. The coding region runs from base 1 to 597 and encodes 198 amino acids. The transcript has a single exon. Gene Ontology annotation, biological process: Mo-molybdopterin cofactor biosynthetic process.